GGCCGCAGCAAGUGCAACGACUGCAUCUGCCAAUGGCCUCAGUCCGGCGUUGACGGCGACCAACGUCGAUACGCGUACGCGCAUUAUCUCCGUAGCUUCGUGGUACGGACGACAACGAGUAACUUGACCGAGGAUUGGGCCGACUUUGUCGAUCGUUCGCCGAGAUGCCGCUGUUGUUGUCCAAGAGCCUAUCCAUUCUGGCGGUGCUGAUCCACGUCGCCGGGACCGAUGUCAGCGAUCGGCCCGUCCCCGAAUACGUGAAGCAGUGCUCGAGGAGCGACCCACAGUUGAAGAGCUGCCUGAUCGACGCGCUGCACCACCUGCGGCCAUACCUGAAAGCCGGCAUCCCGGAAAUUCAGCUGCCGGCGGUCGAGCCAUUUCGCAUGGACGAGCUGAAGCUGUCGCUGACAGGUGGCACGAACGGUUACACGGUGCGGCUGCGCGAGCUGUUCGUGAGGGGAGCGAGCAACUACACCGUCGCCGACAUCAAGCUUGGCUCGCCCUUCGAGGCGCUCAUCCGAAUGCCUGCCCUCAUCCUUGACGCUCAAUACACCAGCUCGGGGGUACUGAUCAUCCUGCCUGCCAGCGGCAACGGCACGUUCCACGCGCGCUUCGGCAACGCCCGCGCGCUCGUCCGGGGCUCGGUCUCCAGUCACCCCAGGGACGGCCAGACCUACCUUAACGUCGACAAUCUGGACGUGCACCUCGGAGUCAAGGACGUGCAGAUGCGCGUCCGCAAGAUCUUCAACAACAAUCGGAUACUAACGGAGGCGACCAAUCUGUUUCUGCGGGAGAACGGCCAGGAGGUGCUGAAGGCGAUGGAGCCGCAGCUGAAGAGGAAACUCUCCGCUCUCUUCGCCGGUAUCGUCAAUCAGCUGCUGAGGAACUUACCGGUCGAGACGUUCUUGCGACCUUAGAGCCUUAGUCCGCGCGCACGCCACUUAUCGCGACUCCGCACGCUCGAGUAGCGUUGCCGAUAAUCCAGAGGCACCGAAUUCGAUUCCAUCGCAGGCGCUCCCACCUGCGCGCGCUUUUAUGCGUCGACCGGCUCGCGCGAGUGCUGCUUUUCUUCUAUUUUUUCUUGACAGUGAUAUAGCCGGUGAUGUAGCGUAACGCCUUGUCGCUUUAGUAUUUUUUUUUUCUUUUUUGUAGAUAGCUCGUUUUUACUUGAGUAGCGCUCGAC
Phymastichus coffea is the source of this 1183-nucleotide messenger RNA. RefSeq names its product protein takeout-like. The record is from RefSeq and is a predicted model, not a curated record. NCBI's taxonomy places the organism in Eukaryota, Metazoa, Arthropoda, Insecta, Hymenoptera, Eulophidae. The transcript is spliced from 5 exons. Bases 165 to 917 code for a protein of 250 amino acids.